GUGAACGUCGGUUCGUUCACUCCUUCACUCCGCAGUUCACUCAGUCAGUGAGUUGUGCGCGCCUGUGACCCUCGUGUGUGGAUAUAAAUACAAAAAUGCUGUACCCUCUGAUCUUGCUGGCGACCAUGGCGCUUUGCAGCGGCGAUGUGUCACACUUGCAGUAUGAGCAUGAAUAUGGUCCGAGCACCGAACCCCCACCAUCCAGGCCGUAUGCCUUCGCGUACACUGCUGGCAGGUACCCAGGACACACGGACAGGCACCACGCUGAAGUUAGCGAUGGUAGUGGAGUUGUCAGAGGAACCUACUCCUACGUGGAUCCCCGCAACAAGGUCCGCAAAGUAGACUACGUGGCCGACAAGGGGGGCUUCCACCCCAUCCUAAACGACGCUCCACCAGAUCACCCCGCGGACACAGCCUCCGUGGCCCAAGCAAAGAACCGCCACUAUCAGCUGUAUGCGAAGAUCGCUCAGGAGCAUGCCUCAUACCCUCAUCCUGCCCCAGCCUCCGGACUCAGCCUCCGUGGCCAAAGCCAAGCGACAUACUCUCACCCUGCCUUGUCCGCAGCGUCCCCCCGCCAAUCAGCAGCCGUGGCCUCCGAAACGUUAAAGCACGCUGAACUGUUCCGAGUGAUCGCCGAGCAGCACGCAAGGAUUGCCGCUGAACGGGAAGAGCUUCAGAAUGAGGAGGAUAUUAGAUAUUAGACGACAUUAGAGAAGGAUAGUUAUAUUAAACAUUUUAGCAACUAUCAUCUCAUCAGCCGAUCGAUCAGACAUAGGCCUCUUACAAGAGACAACAAACUACACUUAUCCAACGGUUCCUCAAUAUUGUUCCCAAACAGCCUGACUUUUCUGGCUACGACCUACAGUUUGCGGUCGAUCAUAAAGAACCUUUGACCCGAACAGCUAUAAUUUCAUUAGCCGAUUGAUCAUGUGGGCUUCUUCUAAGACAAACGCCACCCUCAUUCAAACGGUUCCUCAAUUUUGCUCCCCAACAGCCUGACCUUCAAUUUGUGCAAUAGAAAAAGCUAUCUUUAAAUCGCCCACUAUUGUCAUAAUACUUUGAGGAGUAACUUUUGACAUAAAUACAGAUGAUCCUGUCUUGCUCGGAAAGUUUUCUUUGACUGCAUUUCCAUUGACCAUUUUUAAGUAGACAAUGCGACUUCCAGCCAAACUGAAGCCGAUCUCUCACUGUUAGACUCUUCCAAGAUUGGGGGAUUUUUACAACAAGUUUGACAUAGGCCUCAAUGUACUGUCAAAUAAUUUAAUUUCAGCACCACUUCGUACUUUGUCACAGUGACAAAUAUGAAAGUUGCUAUAGGGACCUCAUACUAUUGUCACUGUGACAAGAUACGAAAUGGUAGGUACUGAAUUUAAAUUUCUUGAUCGUAUUUGUUUAGAUUUACACAACAAGGAACCAGUUUUAUUCACGAUAUUGCUUUCUAUAAAAGCGGGAAUAGUCAGAUGGCAACUGUAUUCUGCGGCGCCCUGGUGCCUUUCGAAUAGCCUUAGCUAGGUUAGGGCGUGUGAAACGGUUCUCUGCCUUUUCGCCGAAAAUUGUAUUGCAGAAUUUCACUUGGCAACCAACUUUUCGCCAAAGUUUCAUUUGGGCGAAUUUCAUUUCCCAACCCAACCUAGUACGUCAUUUUCAUUUCGCAACUAUGGGGUUGGGAAAUGAAAUGGUUGGGAAAUAAUUAUUUGGUAACGAUUGGUUUGUCAAAUGAAACUUUGGCGAAAAGUUGGUUGACUAGUGAAAUUCGGCAAUACAAUUGUCGCCAAAAAGGGAGUACAGCGGGUGGAACAAUUUGGGAACCCCUGCCCUGUUACAAUCUUGGUUCUUUUUCAAAGUGAUAUGGAAUAUGGAGCCUGUCGUGUCCAACUGCUAGGGAAAGGCCUCCCCCAAUUAUACUUUUACAUUAUUAAAUACUUUUACAUUGAACCCAGUGAAAUACUCUUAAUAUUGCCUUAUUGCCAAAUCAAUAUAAUAUAUGUAGAUUAUGUUACGUCUAGUUUAUUUUUGUAUCUUUUGCAAGUUCUUAUCUCAUGAUUUUGGUACUACUUGCCAAAAUCAUAACGAGCGGCUGGUAUGAAAAAUCUGUCUUAUAUCAAAGUAAAGUAGUCAAAACUUCUCUUUGAUUUAACACAUAUUUUUUCAUUCAUUACUCAAGGAGAUAGGAGUUUGGCAGAAAAUUAUUAAUAAGAGAUUAUUGGAUAUUUUUCUAUUUUUAUACGACAUUGCCAUAUGAAAUGUGUAAAUGUUAAGGUAUGUAAAUAAAAACGAUAAUGAUGA
This is a messenger RNA of Cydia strobilella, 2286 nucleotides long. RefSeq names its product cuticle protein 21-like (gene CPR56). Bases 96 to 701 code for a protein of 201 amino acids. The record is from RefSeq and is a predicted model, not a curated record. The transcript has 4 exons. Lineage: Eukaryota; Metazoa; Arthropoda; Insecta; Lepidoptera; Tortricidae. Gene Ontology annotation, cellular component: extracellular matrix.